AUCGUCAUCCCCCUGGGUCUGACUGUGGAAACACUUGCACGUGUAUGAUGUGCCGAAGGUAAUAAUUUUAAAUAUUGUUUCUCGUCUACAAAAGAUAUCAAUUUCAGUGGAAAUAACGUGGGAACUGUGUCGAGAAUAACAGCAGCAAAAUGCAACACGACGAUGUUGUUUGGAGUAUUAUUAACAAAUCGUUCUGUUCCUUCAAAGUAAACACAAAAUCUCAGAGAUUCUGUCGUAACGAAUACAAUCUCACAGGAUUGUGCAGUCGGGCAUCUUGUCCGCUGGCAAAUAGUCAGUAUGCGACAGUGCGAGAAGAAAAUGGUAUAAUUUACUUGUUUAUGAGAACGGCCGAAAGAAUACAUACACCAAAGGAGCAAUGGGAACGAGUAAAACUCUCAAGAAACUUUGAAAAAGCCAUACAUCAAAUUAACGAGAACUUAUUAUACUGGCCUGGUUUUAUUAAGUCUAAAUGCAAACAAAGAUUUUUGAAAAUCACCCAAUACUUGAUACGCAUGAGGAAAUUGAGACUGAGACGGCAGAAAAAGCUAGUACCAUUGCAAAGGAAGAUUGAAAGGAGAGAGCGCAGGAGAGAGGAAAAAGCCCUUGUUGCUGCUAAAUUGGAGACGGCCAUAGAGAAACAACUUAUGGAAAGAUUGAGACAGGGCAUGUACAACGAUAUUUACAAUUUCCCACAAAGAGUCUUUGACAAAGCAGUAGAAGCUGUUGAAGUGGAAGGUGAUAGCGAAGCAGAGAGUGAAACAGAGAUAGAAAAAGAGGAAGUGAUCGAGAAGGAAGUUGAGAGAGAAUUGGAGAAUGAAGAAAUGGAAGUGGAGGACAGUGGACAUCGUUAUGUAGCCGCUGAUAGCGAUGAUGAUGACAAUGAAUAUAGCCACGAAGAAGAUGAAAGUGAUUCUGGGCGAAGAGAAAAAAUCAAUGUCUCGGAUGAUUUUGAAUCAGAAGAAAGCGAUAUAGAGGACUCUGGAAUAUCGACCAGUCAGAAGUCAGGUCGACCACACAGACUUGAGAAAAAGUCUUCGAAGAAAGAUCAAUCGAAGAAGAAGCCUCAUCGUCCUCGAGUGGAAAUCGAAUAUGAAAUUGAAACAGAACCUCAAGAGAGGUUACGUGUUUAAGAAAUCGUUAAUAAAUCAACUUUUUUAAGAUUA
Molecule: messenger RNA, 1163 nt
Organism: Venturia canescens
Lineage: Eukaryota; Metazoa; Arthropoda; Insecta; Hymenoptera; Ichneumonidae
Gene: Rbm13
Product: RNA-binding motif protein 13
Exons: 7
Coding region: 150-1130 (326 amino acids)
Biological process (GO): maturation of 5.8S rRNA; maturation of LSU-rRNA
Cellular component (GO): preribosome, large subunit precursor; nucleolus
Source: RefSeq, a predicted model, not a curated record